AUGGCGAUGGAGCAACUGUAUGGGGAUUACGAUUCAUCGUAUAACGAGCUUCAAGGUUGGAUAGCUGCUAUGCAGGAGUACAAUGGGGGGCAGCAAGUCGACCAGAUUCAGGCGGGACAUGUGUUUGUCGAACAUGUGAGGGAUGCAAUGGUCGUAAACCGUCGGUUGGCGAGGUCAAUGAACGUGGAAAUGUAUUCACGACGACUGGAAACGUUUCAAGUUACUGAGAACAUCGGUCGUCGAACUAGGUCCUACGGAGUUGAUCUCCGGAACAGACGGUGCGAGUGCAGGAAGUUCAAAACACUUCAUUAUCCCUGUGCGCAUGUCGUGGCAGCGUGUGCUAAAGUCAACCUUGAUGCUGAACAAUAUGUCGAUGAUGUGUACACGCUGGAGUGCACAUUGCGUGUCUGGGAGAAUGAGUUCCCCGUCUUGCCGGACCUAUCUACGUGGGAGGUGCCGCCGAUCACUUUUGAGCUUCUCCCAGACGCAGGGCUACGGAGGAAUCCAAGAGGUCGUCCGCAGUCAAGCAGAAUCCUUAAUGAGAUGGACAUUAGGGAGAAAUCUGACGAAAAGCGUUGUGGAAUAUGUAGGUUAAGUGGUCAUAGCCGGAAUAAAAGCCCUAACCGAAACUUUCAUGUCGGGCAGUCGUCGGGAUCAGGGCGAAAUUGA
Gossypium raimondii (Peruvian cotton) is the source of this 669-nucleotide messenger RNA. RefSeq lists its product as uncharacterized. Gene Ontology annotation, molecular function: zinc ion binding. The transcript has 2 exons. Lineage: Eukaryota; Viridiplantae; Streptophyta; Magnoliopsida; Malvales; Malvaceae. Bases 1 to 669 code for a protein of 222 amino acids. The record is from RefSeq and is a predicted model, not a curated record.